CAAUGGCUUUCAAGUUGGUCGCUCUCCUUGCAGUCCUGGCUGCAGCCCGAGCUGGAACUGUUCAGACUGUUGUCCCUUUUGGCUUCGCCGCCCCCGCCUUUGCCCCCAUUGCCCCUGGAUUAAACUGGAUUCAGGCGCCUUCUCAAUAUGGAACCAUCAUGCCGCAAUACAGCCGUGAUUCCACCGCCACCUCGGGAUCGGGAGUUGUUCUGAACCAGUUGUCAUACGAGGUCCAAAACGGCAAUAUACUUGUAAGGUCCACCUUUGACAUUGCGGAGCGUGAUGGAAAAGUACGCACUGUAGCCUAUUACGAAGACCCUAGUGUCAUUUUCAACUUAGUCGCAAACAAACCAUCCACCGGAGAGGCCGCUCCUGCCCCUGUUCUACCAAAUCAAGCAAGCGCUAUCAGGGAAAAGUUGAAGGAAGAGAAACGCUAUGGUGGCAUCAUUCUGAGGGCGACCUUUGACCUGGUACAGCAUGACGGUAACUUGCGCACUUUGUCCUUCUAUGAAGAGUCAAGCAUCAUAUUCAACUUUCUUGCUAACAAAGCGCCCACCGUUCCGUAACGUCCUGUCUUUGCCGCUCGUCUGAUCGCCCCUUCUCCUUUGGCUUCGCGAUAAUUAUGCAUUUUGAAGACUUGUAUCACUCCUUUUACCACGCCUGUGCUUGGAAAUGUAUUCUAUAAUCAUGUACUACUCAUUUAACGAUAGAAGCCAUCAAUUUUUGUUUAUCAAAAUAAAGAA
Molecule: messenger RNA, 743 nt
Organism: Neocloeon triangulifer
Lineage: Eukaryota; Metazoa; Arthropoda; Insecta; Ephemeroptera; Baetidae
Product: cuticle protein 7-like
Exons: 4
Coding region: 3-566 (187 amino acids)
Source: RefSeq, a predicted model, not a curated record